ACCACUCCUGUGACCAUGCAGGUGGGCGAAGGACAGCAGGUACAGAUCGUUCAGGCCCAGCCACAGGGACAGGCCCAGCCAACGCAGAGUGGGACCGCGCCAACUAUGCAAGUCAUGCAACAGAUCAUCACCAACACAGGCGAAAUCCAGCAAAUACCGAAAGACUUCAGAGUCCAGGAGCUCCCAUUGGCACGCAUUAAGAAGAUCAUGAAACUAGAUGAAGACGUGAAGAUGAUCAGCGCAGAAGCUCCGGUUCUGUUCGCCAAGGCUGCUCAGAUAUUCAUCACGGAGUUGACACUACGAGCCUGGAUACACACAGAAGACAACAAACGCAGGACUUUGCAGAGAAAUGAUAUUGCUAUGGCCAUCACGAAGUUUGAUCAAUUUGACUUUCUCAUUGACAUCGUUCCAAGGGAUGAACUUAAACCUCCAAAGCGACAGGAGGAGGUACGCCAGGCUGUGACUCCGGCAGAACCCGUCCAGUACUACUUCACUCUGGCCCAGCAGCCAGCAGCUGUCCAAGUCCAGGGCCAGCAGACGGGCCAGCAGACAACCACAUCCACCACCACAAUCCAGCCCGGGCAGAUUAUCAUCGCUCAGCCUCAACAAGGGCAGGUCCAACUUAACGCUGGCCAGCUACAGUAUAUCCGCUUAGCUCAGCCUGUGUCUGGAACCCAGGUGGUCCAGGGCCAGAUCCAGACGCUUGCAGCCAACACGCAGCAGAUUGCGCAGACAGACGUUCAACAGGGGCAGCAGCAGUUCAGCCAGUUUACCGAUGGACAGCAACUCUACCAGAUCCAACAAGUGACUAUGCCUGCCGGUCAAGAUAUCACCCAACCCAUGUUCAUCCAGUCCACCAAUCAGACCACGGAUGGACAGGCGCCACAGGUCACCGGAGACUGAUCAGCUCCAGCCAGAAGCUUUCCUGAUGCGGCGGAAUUCGUAGCGGCUUGAUUAAUGUUCCACUGAUCAAGCCCAGAAGCAGCCUUUAACUAAUCCAUUCCCUCCCCACCGUGUGUCUUCAUUGAUAGAAAGAUGUUGUGAUCAGCAUCACAUCAACUGCUUAUGUUGGCUGGGAGGAGAGGAUGCCACAGGAACUGACUACAAUGCAAUAUGUGUAUUUUUUUUAUAUAUAUAUAAAAAUUUUUGAAUCCUGUGUUCCUCAGUAGUUCCACGUUGAGCAUUUUAUAGAGGGCUCUGCCAGGCAGGGCAACGCCUUCUCCUUUCUCCGCGGUCCGGGAUUUUUUCUUUGUCUUUUCUGUCCUCCCGUCCAUUACAUUUGAAAUCAGAAGAUCUUUAUCCUGUUUCACCCCUGACCGCGCAUAUCACAUUAUUAUCAUUAAAUCUGAACGCGUGUUAGCCUGUACAUGUGUACAUACUGUCUGUCUGUGUGUGUGUAAGAGAGAAUGGGCAGAGGGAUUCCUCUCUUUUUUUUUUAUGUCCCAAAUUCAGGUGCUGCUAACUGCAGCUUCCAAGUGUGAAAUUAACAGGAAAAAACCAGAAAACCUAUUUUCUAAAGGCUUUAAAGUUGCCCUCAAACUAUUUUGGAAUGACUUCAGGAGAUUUGGACAUGCAAAUGCAAUUUAUUGGGUGACCGUAUACAAUUCAGCCGAUGCAUGUUUUUAAAAGAUGCAUGAAAUGCAAUAAACCUUUUGUUUUUUCCUAGAGUA
Protobothrops mucrosquamatus (brown spotted pit viper) is the source of this 1670-nucleotide messenger RNA. It is a transcript of the gene NFYC, whose product is annotated as nuclear transcription factor Y subunit gamma. The annotation marks the transcript as partial. Gene Ontology annotation, cellular component: nucleus; CCAAT-binding factor complex. Gene Ontology annotation, molecular function: DNA binding; protein heterodimerization activity; DNA-binding transcription activator activity, RNA polymerase II-specific. Gene Ontology annotation, biological process: regulation of DNA-templated transcription. The record is from RefSeq and is a predicted model, not a curated record. NCBI's taxonomy places the organism in Eukaryota, Metazoa, Chordata, Lepidosauria, Squamata, Viperidae. The transcript has 8 exons.